UUCAAAGACCAUACAUCUCAGUAAUGAAGGCAUGAACAAUGACGGAAGUGGGAGAUGGUGUUUCAACAAGACUAAAGAAGAAGUUAAGGACUGAGAGCUCAUUCGAAGUGCUUUCACCAGAGCCCCCAGCCUGAGAGCAGGAAAGAAGAACUUCUGUCCUAAGGAAAGUGAGGCCAAGGACAUCAGCAGAGCCAACAUCUGCUUCGAGUUCCUGGAACUGCUGACAACGUGCAGGACACUGAUGGCACCUGGCAGAGACUGCUGUGCCUUGGCCAUUCUGCUGGCAAUUGUGAACAUCCAGCUUGGUGCAUGCAUGCACAUCCUCACCUCAACUUCCCAAGAAGAAAAGCGACUAAGCUUAAUCUGUACUGUGUGGUACAAGACAGAAGAGGCUGAGGGGGUAAUAGUGUUUUUGUGCAAGGACAGGAAUGCGGACUGUACCCCUGAGACCAGCUUGGAGCAACUGAGACUUAAACGGUAUUCUGGGACAGAUGGUGUCAGUGAAAGAUCAUCUCAGUUGGUGUUCACCAUAGACCAGGCUACGCCAUCGGACAGCGGGACCUACCAGUGUUGUGCCAGAAGCCAGAAGUCAGAUACCCGCCUUCAGGGCCAUUUUUUCUCCGUUUUAGUCACAGAGACAGGGAACUACACAGUGACAGGACUGAAACAAAAAGGACGCUCUGAGUUCAGCCCUAGUAAAGAUACUCUCAAUUCAGGCUUCCGGCAAGAAAACGUCUGGGUGAUGCUGGUCACCAGCCUGCUGGCCCUUCAAGCUCUUUAAGCCUUAUGCCAGAAGAAACAUUUAAAAAAAAGUUAUAGCAAGAUAAAUCUGAUUCUCUUUAGUUUGGUAUCUUUCAUAUUACAAUCUGUAUAGGGAAGAAAAAAACAGGGAAGAAAAAAACAGGGCACAGGGAAAGAGAUGCUAAUAUGCCAAGAAUCUGGAGAAUAUAAGGCGGGGCAAAUGAGUGUAUUCCUUGACCUCCCCUCCUCAUUGCCAGAGCAAACCUGCCUUUCUUCCCAACCCAGUCACCAGUAAAUAAAAAGAACAGCUUUCACAAAAGUGGCUGGUGUACAGUUCUCACUCAAAUAUUGGAUAAGUAUGUGUGUUUUUGUAUCCCAGAAGAACUUUUCCUCCCUCCCUUCCAACAUAGUAAAAUAAACAAGCAAGUUAAA
Molecule: messenger RNA, 1173 nt
Organism: Ceratotherium simum simum (southern white rhinoceros)
Lineage: Eukaryota; Metazoa; Chordata; Mammalia; Perissodactyla; Rhinocerotidae
Gene: CD160
Product: CD160 molecule
Biological process (GO): regulation of adaptive immune response
Cellular component (GO): plasma membrane
Molecular function (GO): transmembrane signaling receptor activity
Source: RefSeq, a predicted model, not a curated record